Molecule: messenger RNA, 579 nt
Organism: Beauveria bassiana ARSEF 2860
Lineage: Eukaryota; Fungi; Ascomycota; Sordariomycetes; Hypocreales; Cordycipitaceae
Product: carboxymuconolactone decarboxylase
Exons: 3
Coding region: 1-579 (192 amino acids)
Molecular function (GO): peroxiredoxin activity
Source: RefSeq, a predicted model, not a curated record
AUGAAGAUUCCAUACGUCUCCAACCCGCCCGAGACAACGACGCCCGAAGACGCCGCUAUCGUCGCCCGCAUCCAAGCCCGCCGUUCCCCACGGCCGCUCAUCCCGCUGGACCUGGCGCUGCUGCACGCACCGCCCGUCGCCGACGGCUGGAACUCGUUUCUCGGUGCCAUUCGCACGCGAACGUCCCUGCCAGACGACCUGCGCGAGCUGGCUAUUUGCCGCGUCGCCGCGUGCAACAAGGCGUGGUUCGAGUGGGCGCACCACGCGCCGCUCGCCGUGCAGGGCGGCGUGAGCAGCGCGGCAAUGGACGUGGUCAAAGCCGAAGCGCUGCCAGAGGCGAGGCCUGCAGCGCUGCUAAACGACAAGCAGUGGGCAGUGCUGAAGUACGCGGAUGAGAUGACGAGGCAUGUGCAGGUCGAGGAUGAGGUGUUUAAGCUGGUGAGGGCGCACUUUGACGAUCGCGAGACGGUCGAGAUCACGGCUACGGUCAGCGCGUACAAUUGUGUCAGCCGCUUCCUGGUAGCUCUCGACGUCGGCGAAAAGAACGGAACGGGUCCCGAUGAUGUUGCAGCUCACUGA